Molecule: messenger RNA, 3922 nt
Organism: Suricata suricatta (meerkat)
Lineage: Eukaryota; Metazoa; Chordata; Mammalia; Carnivora; Herpestidae
Product: retina-specific copper amine oxidase
Exons: 5
Coding region: 1290-3560 (756 amino acids)
Biological process (GO): amine metabolic process
Cellular component (GO): plasma membrane
Molecular function (GO): copper ion binding; primary methylamine oxidase activity; quinone binding
Source: RefSeq, a predicted model, not a curated record
UAUUUUUAUACCAAUUGAACUGUCUCUUUUCUCUAAAAUAAUGGAAAGACUGAGAUUUCUGCCUACCAUGAGGCAGGGGUGGUCCUUCAUUUGUGUCCGGUCUGAAUUCUGUGAAAGUUAGUUCUUCCGGAACCUAAGCUGCUUUGGUCCCUAUCCCUUCAAGAUCCCAGCUCCCUCCUCUCUUCCCGGGUGAUGCCCAUGAACUGCCAGUAGAGGCCACUCUAGUUCCACGUGUGGGGAAUCACCUGGUUCAAGGCACACCCAACCGUGUCAUUUUCUAUACCUUACACUGAUUUUCUGCACUGAGUAGUGGCUUAAAUUUCUUGAGGAGAUGCCAGGGACUCCUGGAUUUGGUUCUCCAAUGACUUGGAGGGCUGUCUAGGACUCUAGCUGAAAUAAAGGUUCCUUAACUUCCACCUUGCAAAGUAGCCUUCUGAUAUCCAGUGAUCCCCUCAUUGUCUGCGGAAAGAGAUUUGAGAUCUUGAACAGUGGAGGAACAUUUGCUGUAUUCGGCUUCAGAGAUCGGUACCGGUAGCUGACAAUUUUUGGAUGCCCCCCCUGUGUUAGGCUCUGUUAAGCACUUUACGUGCCUGACCACAUUUAAUUUUCACGAAUCUUAGGUGGUUUAUCCCUUCUUUGUAGGUGAGGACACUGAAACUCACGAUAAGUGACUUCUCUGAGGUCCCACAGCUUAGGGAUGGGGUGGGCGGUGGGGUUGGUGUAGAAAUCUGACGGCUGAGCUCAGGCGCUCAGUGCUUCUGGCCCACUGACCAGAUCAGAGGCCUGGUAUUACAAACCAAGGGCUUGGCCUUUGGCAGCUGGCCAGGUGCUUCUUGCAGAACUGGGUCCUGGGAAUAUUGGGGGAUGGUACCUGCCAGGAGGUGGGAAAAUGGACAGUUCAGUGCCUGCGUGUAGCACACAGCACUUCACCAGGCAUCUGAGAUCUGCAUUCUGCCUCAGACCCGUUCUGAGGGAAAGGUAGCACUUAUAGUCAAUCCAGAUGCCCUCGAGUCUAGGCCAAGUGUUGGUGCUUAGAACUCCUACCAGUGCUGCCACCAGGAGUUCAGGGGCAGGGGACAGGCUGCGCACGUGGACGUAGUGCCUUGAGCCAAACCACGGAACAGAAAAUUGGAACAGAAUUAUAUAAAUUAAGGUCAGAAAUUUCCUGUCCAGCCCACAGGGUGGAGUUUUCUCCAUUCCUUUCCAUCCUACUGAAUAUAAACCCUGAUUUGAUGUCAGUAAGGGGAAGGAGCAGCUGUUAGGACUCAUAUUUCAGCUCUGAGUUCACCAUGAACCUCAAGGUAGUCCUUGUGUUCCUGGCACUGUCCCUCAUUACCAUCUUUGCCCUGGCCUAUGUUUUGCUGACCAGCCAAGGUGGCUCCAGCCAGCCUCCCCACUGCCCCUCUGUAUCCCCCAGUGCCCAGCCCUGGACACCCCCCGACCAGAGCCAGCUGUUUGCAGACCUGAGCCCAGAGGAGCUGACGGCUGUGAUGAGCUUCCUGACCCAGCAGCUGGGGCCAAGCCUGGUGGACGCAGCCCAGGCCCGCCCCUCGGACAACUGCGUCUUCUCGGUGGAGCUGCAGCUGCCCCCCAAGGCUGCUGCCCUGGCCCACCUGGACAGGGGGAGUCCCCCGCCUGCCCGGGAGGCACUGGCCAUCGUCUUCUUUGGCGGACAACCCCAGCCCAACGUGAGUGAGCUGGUGGUGGGGCCACUGCCACACCCCUCCUACCUGCGGGACGUGACAGUGGAGCGUCACGGGGGCCCCCUGCCCUAUCACCGACGCCCCAUGCUGGGAACGGAGUUCGCCCAGAUGUGGAAGCAUUUGAAGGAGGUGGAGCUGCCCAAGGCACCAGUCUUUCUGGCUUCGGUCUUCAACUACAGUGGCUCCACUCUGGCACCUCUGCAUGCCACCCCCAGUGGCUUGCGCUCGGGGGACCGUGCUACCUGGAUAGCCCUCUACCAUAACAUCUCAGGUGUUGGGAUUUUCCUUCACCCAGUGGGGCUGGAGCUACUGUUAGACCACAGGGCCCUGGACCCUUCCCGCUGGGCUGUCCAGCGGGUCUUCUACUUUGGGCGCUACUACGCAGACUUGGGCCAGCUGGAGUGGGAGUUUAAGGCUGGCCGACUGGAAGUUGCUAGAGUUCCUCUACCCCUGCUGGAUGGGGCUUCAUCCCUGAAGUCCCGGGCCCCCCCAGGCCCUCUCCCCCCUCUUCAGUUCUCACCGCAGGGCUCCCGGUUCAGUGUGCGAGGGAACCUGGUGACGUCCUCCCUCUGGACAUUUACGUUUGGCCAUGGGGUGUUCAGCGGCAUGAGGAUUUUUGAUAUUCGGUUCAAGGGCGAGCGAGUGGCCUAUGAAGUCAGUGUCCAGGAGUGUGUAACUGUCUAUGGUGCCGAUUCACCCAAGACCAUGAUGACCCGGUACUUGGAUAGCAGCUAUGGACUUGGCCGUCACAGCCGGGGCUUGGUUCGGGGAGUGGACUGCCCCUAUCAAUCUACAAUGGUGGACAUCCACAUAUUAGUGGGCACCGGGGCAGUCCAGCUGCUCCCAGGGGCCGUAUGUGUGUUUGAGGAGGCCCAAGGACUACCCCUUCGGAGGCACCACAAUCACCUUGAGAGUCAUUUCUAUGGUGGUUUGGCUGGCUCGGCCCUUGUAGUCAGGUCUGUGUCAUCUGUAGGCAACUAUGACUACAUUUGGGACUUUGUAUUGCACCCAAAUGGGGCUCUGGAAGGGCGGGUCCAUGCCACGGGCUAUAUCAACACAGCUUUCCUGAGUGGGGGUGAGGAGAGCCUCCUCUUUGGGAACCGUGUGGGGGAACGUGUGCUGGGGGCGUUGCACACGCAUGCCUUCCAUUUCAAGCUGGACCUGGACGUGGCAGGGCUGAAAAACUGGGUGGUAGCUGAAGACGUGGUGUUUAAACCUGUGGCAGCCCCUUGGAGUCCAGAGCACCAACUGCAGCGCCCACAGAUGACUCGGCAGGUCCUGGGAAGGGAGGACCUGACAGCUUUUUCCUUGGGAAACCCCCUUCCCCGCUACCUUUAUUUGGCUAGCGACCAGACUAAUGCCUGGGGUCACCAGCGCGGGUACCGAAUCCAGAUCCACAGCCCCCUCGGCAUUCACAUGCCCCUGGAGAGCGACAUGGAGAGGGCCCUCAGCUGGGGGAGAUACCAGCUCGUGGUGACCCGGAGGAAGGAGGAGGAGUCACAGAGCAGCAGCAUCUAUUACCAGAAUGACAUCUGGACACCCACUAUGGCCUUUGCUGACUUCAUUAACAAUGAGACCCUCUUAGGAGAGGACCUGGUGGCUUGGGUUACAGCCAGCUUCCUGCAUAUCCCUCAUGCUGAGGAUGUCCCCAACACUGUGACUCUGGGGAACAGAGUCGGCUUCUUGCUCGGACCCUAUAACUUCUUUGAUGAGGACCCCUCCAUCUUCUCCCCUGGCAGCGUCUACUUUGAGAAGGACCAGGAUGCUGGGCUCUGCAGUGUCAAUCCUGUGGCCUGUGUCCCCCAUCUGGCAGCCUGUGUCCCAGACCUGCCCCCUUUCUUUUACCAGGACUUUUAGCCCCAAGGGUGUGGUGGGACAUGGAGGGGAGUUGCUGAGACAUUUGUACCUACUUUCUCUCUGUUCUCACUUCCUGCAAUGUUCCUUAGGAAAACAGCCUCCCAUAGUAUACCCAUAUAUAUCCCCUCUCUUAAUUCUUACUUUCAGUUCAUUUUAAAUGAUGAAUUUAUAUAAAUGAUAUUAUUAAAAUAUUCAAGCAAAAACAUCACAAAUUCUACCACUCAGAAAUAGCUAGUGUUCACAUUUGGUGAACAUUAUACCAGACAUUUCUUUUAUGCAUAUGCAUUGAAAUGGAAGAAUAGAUGGAAUUUUGUAAAAAAUAGAUGGUGUGUGUGAUUUAUAAUAAAAUGUAUUACAAGAUU